CCAAAGCAAACAAUCCCACAGUGCUCAGCGAUUACGUGACGUUAUCUCCAUUUUGCAAGAGGCCUGUGUAUGGCGAGUAGUGUGUAGACGUUGGUGCAGAUCAGUUGAGAUUUCUGAAGAUUUGAACCUUUGCCACAAUGGGGGAUAUAAAAAAUUUUCUGUAUGCUUGGUGUGGAAAGAAGAGAGUGACACCAAAUUAUGAAAUCAGAGCAGCCGGAAACAAGAACCGUCAGAAAUUUAUGUGCGAGGUUAGAGUGGAAGGCUACAACUACACUGGUAUGGGUAACUCAACAAACAAGAAGGAUGCGCAGACAAAUGGUGCAAGAGAUUUUGUCAACUACCUUGUGCGUAUUGGAGAGAUGACAGCGGAAGAAGUUCCUGCACAUGUGCCUGAAAUCGCUGAAGGAGCAGCACAGAAAGGAGAUGGGUUUGGAAAUCUGCCUGCAGAUGGACCACUUCCACCUCACUUGAAAGUAAAGUCCGAUCCUGACUCAGGAUUUACUAGCGCUAACUGGGAUCGUGGAGCAAAUCUAAAAGAUUAUUACACAAGAAGAGAAGAGCAAGAAAAUGAGGCAACCCUCGAGUCCGAGGAAGUAGAUUUAAAUGCUAGCCUUCAUGGUAACUGGACCUUAGAGAAUGCAAAGGCUCGUCUCAAUCAGUUUUUCCAAAAAGAAAAGAUACAAGGAGAAUAUAAGUACAGUCAAGUAGGACCGGAUCAUAACAGGGCAUACCCGGUGCAUGUGUCAAGUGACCCUAAUCAGUCCAUAUCUUUUAAUGGCACUGGAAAUUGGGUGUACAUUCCAGAGGCAAAACAAGAUUGGGAGCAACUGAUGUCUUUCCAUAUGAUUAUUGCACCUGAAGACCCCAGCUAUCCUGUUAAUUUAUGUGUUGGAAAGUUGGCACAUUUUGAACCUUCUCAGCGACAGGCAUAUGCUGGAGUUGUACCUUGGUCUCCACCCCAAGUGAAUUGGAACCCAUGGACCAGCAGCAAUAUUGAUGAGGGUCCUCUUGCUUAUGCCACACCAGAACAGAUCAGCGCUGACAUUAAAGCUGAGCAGAUGUUCACUAUGAAGAAUAAUAACGAACUUACACAGAUAUUGGAUGAACGGGACCAGCUUCCUGUGAAGAGGUUUGAGGAAGAGAUCCUUGAUGCCAUUGCUCAUAGCUCUGUUAUCAUCAUUCGAGGUGCCACUGGGUGUGGUAAAACCACUCAGGUUCCCCAGUACAUAUUGGAUGAGUACAUUCGGAAUGGCAGAGCUGCUGAAUGCAACAUUGUUGUGACACAGCCUAGGAGAAUCAGUGCCGUUUCAGUGGCUGAACGUGUGGCAUUUGAGCGUGGUGAGGAAGUAGGAAAGAGUUGUGGAUACAGUGUCAGAUUUGAGUCUGUGCUGCCUAGGCCACAUGCCAGCAUAAUGUUCUGUACUGUUGGUGUCUUGCUGAGAAAAUUGGAAGCUGGAAUACGAGGAAUCAGUCAUGUCAUCGUGGAUGAAAUACAUGAGAGAGACAUUAAUACUGAUUUUGUUCUUGUGGUACUGAGGGAUGUUGUUCAAGCUUUUCCUGAUGUUAGAGUUAUUCUGAUGUCAGCCACCAUUGACACCAGUAUGUUCCAGGAGUACUUCUUCAGCUGCCCUAUCAUUGAGGUGUAUGGAAGGACCUUUCCAGUUCAAGAAUAUUUCCUUGAGGAUUGUAUUCAGAUGACACAGUUUGUACCCCCUCCAAGAGAUCGGAGAAAAGGGGGCAAGGAUGAUGAAGGUGGUGACGUUGCAGAUGAUGAUACAAACUGUAAUCUUAUUUGUGAACCUGAUUAUGGCCCUGAGACCAAGCGUGUAAUGGCGCAAAUGAAUGAAAAGGAGACUCCCUUUGAACUGAUUGAAGCCCUGCUGAAGUACAUAGAGUCGCUAGGUGUUCCUGGAGCAGUUCUGAUUUUUUUGCCUGGUUGGAAUCUUAUUUACAGUGUACAGAAGCACCUUGAAUCAAAUCCACACUUUGGAGGCAUGAGCUAUAGGAUCCUUCCUCUGCAUUCUCAGAUUCCCCGUGAAGAACAGCGUAGAGUGUUUGAUAAUGUGCCACCCGGUGUUACUAAGGUCAUUUUAUCAACAAAUAUUGCGGAGACGAGUAUAACCAUCAAUGACGUAGUCUAUGUUAUAGACUCUUGCAAGCAGAAAGUCAAAUUAUUUACUGCUCACAACAACAUGACCAACUAUGCCACAGUAUGGGCAUCUAAAACCAACUUGGAGCAGCGGAAAGGAAGAGCUGGGCGUGUCCGCCCUGGGUUCUGCUUUUAUCUUUGUAGCAAAGCUCGCUUUGACAGGCUUGAAACUCACAUGACACCUGAGAUAUUCCGAACACCUUUACAUGAAAUUGCUCUGAGUAUUAAACUCCUGCGUCUUGGAGGAAUUGGACAGUUCCUUUCUAAGGCCAUUGAACCACCACCACUGGAUGCAGUUAUUGAAGCAGAGCACACACUGAGAGAAUUAGAUGCAUUGGAUGCCAAUGAUGAGCUUACUCCUCUAGGUCGAAUCUUGGCCAGGCUUCCAAUUGAACCCCGUCUUGGAAAAAUGAUGAUCAUGGGAUGCAUUUUCCAUGUUGGUGAUGCCUUGUGCACCAUUUCCGCUGCCACGUGCUUUCCAGAACCUUUCAUUAGUGAAGGAAAGCGACUAGGCUAUGUGCACCGGAACUUUGCUGGGAGCAGAUUCUCUGAUCAUGUGGCAUUGCUGUCUGUGUUCCAAGCUUGGGAUGAUGCAAGGAUGGGAGGUGAAGAUGCUGAAAUGCGUUUCUGUGAACAUAAACGUCUUAAUAUGGCAACAUUGAGAAUGACGUGGGAGGCAAAAGUACAGCUGAAAGAUAUCUUAAUAAGUACUGGAUUCCCUGAAGAAUGCUUAAUGAACCAAGUUUUUAACAACAUUGGUCCAGACAACAAUUUGGAUGUGGUCAUUUCCCUGCUGUCUUUUGGAUUGUAUCCCAAUGUUUGCUAUCAUAAAGAGAAAAGAAAAAUUCUUACUACAGAGGGACGAAAUGCACUUAUUCAUAAAUCAUCUGUCAACUGCCCAUUUAGUAGUCAAGAUAUAAAAUACCCCUCACCUUUUUUUGUAUUCGGAGAAAAGAUUCGUACCCGCGCAAUCUCUGCUAAGUCAAUGACAUUGGUUAGCCCACUUCAGCUACUACUGUUUGCUUCCAAGAAGGUGGCAUCUGAUGGACAGUUGAUCGUGUUAGAUGACUGGAUUAAGCUUUCAAUGUCUCAUUAUGUUGGUGCAUGCAUCACUGCCCUACGUGCUGGUGUAGAAGCCCUUGUUGUUGAGGUUACUAAAGAACCUGAAAUUCUUACUCAGCUUGAUCCAGUUAAUCAACGUCUGCUGAAUGUGAUACGUUUGAUUUCAAGACCAUCAACUGCAGGCAUCAACCUUAUGGCUGGUGGUACAAGGUUAGUGCUGCUUUUAUUUCAUAAGAUUAUAAUGCUGAUACAUUGA
This is a messenger RNA of Protopterus annectens (West African lungfish), 3467 nucleotides long. RefSeq names its product DExH-box helicase 9 (gene DHX9). Gene Ontology annotation, cellular component: ribonucleoprotein complex; nucleolus; intracellular anatomical structure. Gene Ontology annotation, molecular function: 3'-5' DNA/RNA helicase activity; double-stranded RNA binding; 3'-5' DNA helicase activity. The record is from RefSeq and is a predicted model, not a curated record. Bases 138 to 3467 code for a protein of 1109 amino acids. NCBI's taxonomy places the organism in Eukaryota, Metazoa, Chordata, Ceratodontiformes, Protopteridae. Gene Ontology annotation, biological process: regulation of mRNA processing; positive regulation of transcription by RNA polymerase II. The transcript has 25 exons.